Messenger RNA from Chlamydomonas reinhardtii, 3448 nucleotides. RefSeq lists its product as uncharacterized. The transcript has 13 exons. Gene Ontology annotation, cellular component: cilium; centrosome; intraciliary transport particle B. Gene Ontology annotation, biological process: cilium assembly; intraciliary transport. Lineage: Eukaryota; Viridiplantae; Chlorophyta; Chlorophyceae; Chlamydomonadales; Chlamydomonadaceae. Bases 773 to 2824 code for a protein of 683 amino acids. Gene Ontology annotation, molecular function: tubulin binding. The record is from RefSeq and is a predicted model, not a curated record.
AAUAACGGGCCUCUUGUUGACAAUUCCCGGACGAGGGUGCUUCGCCGAUUUGCUCCCCGUUCCCGGCUCCCCGCAACGCGGUUGCGCAGGCCCGCACAUGCAACCCGUGCAUGCAACCUGAGGGGCGCGGGAGUGCGGGACACCGGGUGCAGCGUGCGACCGGCCCACCGCCGUCCCCCUGACCUUCCUGUGACCUGUGUCCUGCAUUAGUCAUUACAACGCCACUUUAAUGGCAUACACUGUUGAGUCGUGUCCGUUUGGACUUCACGGCAACAAUUUGAAGCCGCAGCGGUGCAUCACGCGGUGGACGUCAGCUUUGUAUCAGUCGGGCGUCGGGUGCGGUUGAGAGAUUGGUGAUAGGCAUGCAGGCCAUGUAACACCUCGCAACUGUGCCGCUAUCAUACAGUGGACCUCCCUGUGCAUGCAUGGGCUUCUAAGACAAUGACGGCGGGUGCCAUAUGGAGCCCCGCUGGACUUGACGUGAGGCGACGGACGCCGCAGCGCCAUGUGCAUGCACCGGCACGCCGUACGUGUGUUCAGCCCGCGACUUGCACUUGCCGCCAGCUGUGGUGAAUGGUCCAAAGACGGUAUAGUAGGCAAGCCGGCCCUGGCAUUGAUAGUUAUUCCACACAAGCGCGGGCUCCUUCAUUUAUCCGGACCCUGAGUCCCGCUUGCCCGCGACUGUUUAGCAGCAUCGCCAAUAUAUAAGACGUAACCAUAUAGAGUUCGACCAAAGGGGCUUUCCCCCGUUGUUGCGUCGAAGGCCUAGGAAAUGGGAGACGUGAGCUACAUCGUGGACAGCCUUGGGCUACCGCCCUUCUCCUACCAGAUGUCGCUUCUAAGCUUCACGGAGAAGGGACCCCAGGAGCUGCUGCAGCUUCUCAGCGAUGUAUUCAGCACAAUCAGUCCAAAGCACCAGAAAGUGGACGUUGCGAAGGAAGUUCCGGACCAGACGGCGGACCGGCUUAUUGGCUUCCUGAAAAUCAUCAAGUACCGGCCCAACGUUCAGGACCCGCUGCUCUUCCGCCAGCUGGUGGCGGCGGGCGACCGUGAGACGCUGUACCAGAUCCUGCGAUGGGUGGUGCCGCAGGCGCAGCUGCUGGAGAAGCGCGCCUUUGUGGGCUACUACCUGAGCUUCCCCGAUAUGCCGGAGGAGUUCAACUUCGACCCGGACAUCAUGGAGCUAAAGGAGGAGAUUAAGGCCAUGCAGCAGGAGUUCAUUGAGCUGCACAAGAGCAGCGACGCCAUCAAAACCCUGUCUAAAGACACGCAGGCACUGAAGAACAAGAUCAAGUCGCUGGAGGAGGAGAAGGAGCGGCUAGGCGAGAAGGUGGAACGCGCCAAGGGGGCGGUGGACAAGCUACCGGACCGCAGCAGCUACAUGGAGGUGUGCACCAACCUGCGCAAGCAGCAGGACGAGGAGGUCAACCUGUCCACGGCCAUCCAGACGCAGCGCGCGCUGCAAGAGAAGGCGGAGGCGUCCUACCACCGCGCUGCGGCCCGCCUGCGCGAGCUGCAGACGUCGUACCAGGAGGGCUCGGCCGGCAAGCUGCUGGAGACGCUGAACGAGGACGUCAAGAACCUGCGCGCGCAGGUGAACGAGCGCUACCCCAAGGAGGUGGAGAAGCGGCAAAAGCGCCAGGCGGCGCUGUCGGAGGCGCUGGCGUCGGGCAUCAGCACCGAGAUGGACCUGCAGCGGCUGCAGCAUCAGGCCACCGCGCUGCACAACCAGAUCACCGAGAUCCAGGAGCGCAAAGUGGCGCAGGACAAGGCGCGCCAGGGCGACAAGGCCUACCUGCAGCUGCGUCAGGCGCAGCAGAUGGCCACGGUGUCGGCCCGCAAGAAGGAGGAGCUGGGCGCCAAGCAGGAGCGCCUGCAGGAGAAGAAGACGGCGCUGACGGCGCAGCUGGACAAGCUGAACGCCGAGGGCGGCGGCUCGGGCGCGGUGUUCAGCGAGGAGGAGUGGCGCACCAAGUAUGAGAGCAUGAAGAGCAAGCUCCCCAUCUACAAGAAGAUGAAGAAGGAGCUGGGCGACCUGGAGGCGGAGGUGUUUGUGCUGGCGCACACAGAGGAGCUGCUGGCGUCGCAGGAGGGCGGGCUGCUGGAGAAGGUCAAGCGGCUAGAGAAGCAGCAGGGCAUCUCGGGCUUCACGGAAACCGCCCAGCACCUGGAGAAGGUGUCGGAGGCGAAGAGCCAGAUGGACGAGGAGAAGGGCAUGACGCUGAUUGAGAUCAGCCGCACCGUGGAGGAGAUCAACAACGCCAUCAACCAGCGCAAGCAGCAGCUGGCGCCGCAGAUUAAGAAGUUGCGCUCUGUACGUCAGGACUUCGCGGAGUUUGAGGCCAAGUACCUGGAGAAGAAGACCGCGUACGACAACGUGGUGGCCACGUUCGAGGCGCGCACCUCGGCGCUGGAGGGCGAGGUGUCGGGGCUCAAAGCGGAGGUGUCGGAGAACGAGACCAAAUACCACAUGCUGCACUGCCAGCUGCACAUCACCGACCAGAACAUCAAGAAGGUCACCAGCGGGCCCGCGGCGGAGCGCCUGCGCGACAAGUACGAGGCCAAGGUGAAGGAGGCGGAGGACUCGACCAAGGCGCUGCGCGACCGCCAGCGCGAGAUUAAGGACACACACUCCACCGGCCUCAGCCAGAUUGAUAUCAUGAACGACAUGCUUCGCCUGCUGCAGCUCAAACUCAACCUCGCGCGCGGCAUCGCUGUGGACAUGAGCCAAUACGGCGGUGGCGGCGGCGCGGCCGGCGGCGCCAACGGCGGCAUGGCUGGCCAGACCUACGACACCGGCAGCGCCAACGUGCUGCAGCUCUAAGGCAGGAGUGCUGUGGUGACGGCCGGUGACAGCAGGUUUGCGCGUUCAGCUGAAGGGGUGGCAGGACGUUCUCAUCGAAGGGAGACGACGCUGACGCAGUCGUGGCGGUCGUUGGGAAGAGGGGCUCUUGCGCGGCAGGGCCUGUGAACCUGCAUGCCUGAUACGGCUGCCUAGAAGGGUUGUGGAGCAGGCGGCGUGUGCAUGAAAGUUUUAUACGGUAUUCGGAUGUGGUGGCGUGGCUUGGUCAUUGAGGUGGUUCGCAGGAACCGGCUGCGCAGCCCUGAAAGCGCCAGAGUGGGGAGCAAAGUGCAAGCCCCGCUGUGACUGGCUGCUGCAUAGGAGCUCGCUGUUGCAACGUGUUGGGAAGACAAGGGGCACUGCGAAGUGCUAUCUGCUUACCCAUGAAGGGAUGUGGCUUGCGCUGCUAGUAGCCAAGUGGUGUGGAUAUGAAAAGGUCGGAGUCAGCGAGCAAGCUUGUAUAUAUGGUUGCACCCCAAGUGUAACACAAGGACUGUUUGGGCGCGGGCCAGAGGCAGACACUUGUCUGGACGAAGCAGGAGACAGGGGUGGGCUGAAGUGCCAGAGCGUGCCCGCGUGGCACUCCGAAUGUAAGACGAGGCUGAC